AUGACGGUUAAGGUCCAUGCUGGAAAAUGGGUUUCUUGCACGCCCCCUAUCUCCCCCGCCAGACUUAUGAGAAUCAUCGAAGAUGCUAAGAAGCAUGCAAGCAAGGUCCCCUUCUCCUCAGUCUUUCACGGUGCCGAUAUCCCAAAGUUGUCGAACGAUCAGCUACCUCUAGGCGUGGGUAAAGAAGGAGCAGAUGGGAAGCCGGCACCAAUUACCCCCCAGGAUUGGUCUACGUUGGUUCUUCCCUGGCUCGAGUCUGCUGGAGUGCUCACAGAGAACAUCAGAAAGCAGUAUGAGGAGGCUCGAGUAUGGGCUGCCGAACAUCCUCUUGAGGCUGCACUUCUCGUACUUGUUGUAUCAGGUGUCCUGAUUGUCUUGUUUCCCUACGCCAUCGGUUUCGCUUCUAAAGGUGUAUCAAAAAAUACUAUCGCAAGUGCAUGGCAAUCCUGGAUCGGAAACGUAACAAAAGGAAGCACUUUUGCAUACAUCCAGAGCCAAACCAUGGGUGGAAUGGGUGCUUUCACUCUUGCUCCUUGGGUUUAUACCGGUGUCCUGGGUACCGCUGCUUGCGUUCGUACAGGUUUGGGUAUCAUGAGGCCGAGUACAGGAGAGCGUCAUCCCCUAAAGGCGAAACUGUGA
Messenger RNA from Neurospora crassa OR74A, 639 nucleotides. RefSeq lists its product as hypothetical. The record is from RefSeq and is a predicted model, not a curated record. Lineage: Eukaryota; Fungi; Ascomycota; Sordariomycetes; Sordariales; Sordariaceae. Bases 1 to 639 code for a protein of 212 amino acids. Gene Ontology annotation, cellular component: membrane. The transcript is spliced from 5 exons.